This is a messenger RNA of Ciona intestinalis (vase tunicate), 2197 nucleotides long. The record is from RefSeq. NCBI's taxonomy places the organism in Eukaryota, Metazoa, Chordata, Ascidiacea, Phlebobranchia, Cionidae.
UUUAGAUAUUUUUUCAUUAAGAUUAUGAUCUAAAGUUAAAUAUGGACGGACAAUACGACAAUACGCCCACUACGCUUGGAAUCGGACAGGGUUACAUCACUAACCCCAUGCACACCCCAUCUGAGUACGGGGGAAACACCACAGCCCCCCAAAGUGGGACCCCUGCUGACCUCGACACUCGUAGUGGGGGUGAUGGGGUCAUGCAGUCGGUCGUUUCACGCAAGCAAGACAUCAGCGAGAUUCUGCAGCAGAUUAUGACGAUCACCGACCAGAGUUUGGACGAAGCACAAGCGAGAAAACACGCAUUGAAUGUUCAUCGCAUGAAAGGAGCGCUGUUCCAAGUUUUGUGCGAGAUAAAAGAAAAAGCAGUAUUAAACAUGCGUUCACCACCGGAAGACGAACCACCUGACCCCCAACAACUACGUCUUGAUCGGAUGUUGGAAUCAGAGGGGGUAGCAGGUCCAGAGGGAAGUGGGUCAGCAGCUGCCAUCUCAGCAGCGACCUCUGCUGGCAACGAUAGUGCGGAACAUAGUGACUACCGAGCCAAACUCGCUCAGAUUCGACAAAUUUAUCAUUCGGAGCUUGAGAAAUAUAACCAGGCUUGCAACGAGUUCACGAGCCACGUGAUGAACCUGCUUCGCGAACAAAGUCGCACACGCCCGAUAUCCAACAAAGAGAUUGAACGGAUGAUCGCCAUCAUCACUAAGAAGUUUAACAACAUACAACUUCAACUGAAGCAAAGUACUUGUGAGGCCGUGAUGAUAUUAAGGUCAAGGUUUCUGGAUGCAAGACGCAAGCGUCGUAACUUUAGCAAGCAAGCAACUGAAGUGUUAAACGAAUACUUCUACUCCCACCUCAGCAACCCUUAUCCAAGUGAGGAGGCCAAGGAGGAAUUGGCAAGGAAAUGUACAAUCACCGUUUCACAGGUUUCAAACUGGUUUGGCAACAAGCGUAUUCGUUACAAGAAAAACAUCGGAAAAUUUCAAGAAGAAGCAAAUUUGUACGCGGCUAAAACUGCUCAAGCUGCUGUUAGUGCAGUGCAAAGUGCGCAUGGACAGGAUGGGUUAGGGGGAACUCCCCCUGACCAUGACCCCACUGAGGGUAACAUAGACUCACCAGACACGGGGCCGGAGACCCCUACAUCGGGUCACAAUUAUUCCAGCCCCACCUCGCAGCGUUACGCAGGGGAUAUGGGGUAUAUGGGGGUCAAUGGGGAGGGGUAUAACAAUCAAAACCAGGGGAUGUCGUUUGGUGGUGAUGGUGGAUUGGGGGGGCAACAACAUAUCUAUAGUCCACAGGGGGGAGUUUGGCCGCGUCAGGACGGGAACAAUGGACCUACUGUGACAUCACCAGGGAACAGAUCAGACUCGGCUGAUUAAUUAUGAUGUCAUAAUCAUGAGGAGUGAUGUCGUAACGGAUUUUGCCUGAAACCUGAAUUCACAGAUUAUGAUGUCACAAGUUUUUAUUGUAAUGGAUUGUGAUGUCAUCAUACACAAUUGUGACAUCAUGGUAGAAAAACAUUUUAAAUUUCUGUUUUUACACAUCAUGUCCUAACACACAAUAUGCUGCUUCAUAAAUUACAGCAGCAAAUAUUCCACAUGAGCGGGUUAUAUAUCAUAGAACCUAUUGGCUAUUAAUAAAACACAGUUUUUACCCUAUUUUUAACUUUAAACAUUUUCACUAUUAAGAAUAUCAUCAUUGUUUUGACCCUAAACCCCAAACUGCAAAGAUUCGCAAAUUUCUUUAACACCUAAUACAUGAAUAAAACUAAAUAUCCGUGUUAAAUUUAACUUUAAAACAUCUUGCAAAAGUAAAUUUCUUCCACACGCAUGACAAUAUAUAGGAAAGUGUUUUUAAGCGAAUACGUUCUAUGGUAUAUUUAUCUUACACAUUUGGUACAUAAUGGGUGCUUUCCCUAAUAUGGGAAUUAGCAGUGUUGCGAGUUACUGCCAACUUUAAAUUCUUAAUCAGGCAACACUGAACUUAUUGUAUUCACUUAUUUGCCGAAUAAUGGGCAUUGUUUGCUAACUAGUGUUUAUUGUUUGCCGAAUAAUGUCGUUUCUUGCACCGCCUUUUACACACGCAGCAGCAAAGUUUUUCAAAAUUUGAAAUUUCCUAAAUUUUAGAAGACUUGAGUACUUGGUGCUUUGCUUGUAAUCAUCCAACAUUUAAUCAAUAAAAUGAUUUUCACCCAAAA